CCCAUGCCCCUCCUGCCCCAUCCUGCACUCGACCCUCCUGCCUCCAUGUCCCCCAUGCCUCUCCUGCACCCCAUGCCCCUCCUGCCCCAUUCUGCACUCCAUGACCUUCCUGCCCCCCUGCCCCAUCCUGCACUCCAUGCCCCUCCUACCCCCAUGCCCCUCCUGCCCCCAUGCCCCUCCUGCCCCAUUCUGCACUCCAUGCCCCCCAUGUCUAUCCGGCCCCCGUGUUGCACUCCAUGCCCUUCCUGACCCCUCUUCUCUCCUGCUCUGUUGCAGCUGUGGUGGGAGCAGCACCAGUGGAGCCGCCAUGGAGUGGGCCAAGCUGCGCACCUACACCCGAGGCGCGAGGCGGAAGAAGGCUGCACACUGCUCUUCCCCAGUGCCAGGCUUGGCAGCCUCCGCCCUGUGCCGGGCAGGCAGCAGCAAUGCCAAUGCCCGCCAGCACCUCUUCUCCCCUCCUGCCUGGGAGCGCCACGUCCCAAGUAAUCUGAAAGGAAAUUCCAAGAUGAAAACCUUACCAAAAAUCAAAGAAAAGGCUGAAGUGGCCCAAGUGAGCAACAGUUCAUCUAGUCAGAGUGUACAAGUAAUUAACAAAGAAGUUACGGGCAUGGAAGAAAGUGAAGACAUCAGGGAAAAAAGUGCUACUCUAAUGAAGGAAUCUUUGCCUAUCAACUCUGAAAGUAAAGAGAGUUUGAGAACUACCGACACUACUUCAGGAAUUACUCUGCCAACUGGUGUUUCUACCUUUCUGCUGGAUUGUUUAGACUUGGCUUCCUCUAAAGAUGUCAGUGUGGAAACUAAUGAUAGUAUGGAUAGCUGCUCAUCACCUGAAACAUUCAGAGAUGAUGAUGGCUUAGACGGAUAUUAUUCCAAUCCUGAGGCGUAUUUCAAAUGUAAGAAUUCUACUCUACUGGACACCAGCAAAGCAGUGACUAUUGAUAAGGUGCCACAACUUGCAAAUCUUUCAGAGAUAUUAGAACCUGUACUGGAGGAUCUUCAAGACCAGUAUGUUGGAAGAGAGAAACCAUCAACAUGCAGUAACAAUCCUUCUGAUUUGACAAGUGCUUCAGCUGUUGUUGUUGCAGGAAAACAAGUAUGUAAAAUUAUACCUGAGAGAGAAAAAACUCCAGAUGUAACACCUCACACUUUGUGUCCCUUACCUCCAAGAUCAAAGAGGAAGCUUGAUGCUCAAAUUGCUAAACCCAAAAACUUGAAGUGCAAGAAAAAGGUAAAAUUCAGUGAGCAGGUAAAAGGGGGAACAUCUUUGUCCUGUCAUCUUGAAUCUACUGUGGAUCACAUCACAACUAAAGCUGUGAGAUUGACAGCAGACGUACUGUCAUCUGAACAGCCAGUGUGUGAAAAGGAAACGAGUUCCGCAGGACUGGUCACAGAAAAAACCAGAGAACUGCUAACAAGCACAGGAUACUUUCACCCAGAAGAUUUAGAGUUUAACUUGUCACCAGUGUGCAAGGCAUCCUCUGAUGAAGAUUUAUUCCUAAAUACAACGGGUCCAUAUGUGAAUUCAGCAGAAAUUAUUCCUGCACCUCUGAGUCCUGAAGAAACAACUGUAUAUCAGUCUCCACAUCAGAGACGAGAAAUCUGCUCCAUUGUUAAAGCUUCACCAGGUGUUAGACCAUCUGAGCAUUGCCUAAUUCCAGUUAGUGGCAGUGUGUUUCUUCCUCCUGAAGGGAUGCCUGAAUGUAAUGGAAACAGGAGAAUGUUUCAUACACAAAUGACAGGUGACUGAGAGUGGGAGGAAUUGUAUGUUUUUAUGAAUGUUAUUACAAGUACCAAAAACUGGGUCUGCAGUAACCGUAGCUAAGCUGUUUGCAUGUCACAAGAAGUAGAAACUAGUAAAGGUUCCACCUUAGGGUGUGAAAUGUCUGACUGAGGAAUGGAAGAGAAUACUCACAAGUGCAAACUACACAUGCUGGUGGUUUAUGUAUUAUCUGGGCUGUAAGUCUGUAAAUGCUUUAUUUAAAAAAAAAAAAAAGAUCAUUAAAGUUUUUUUUUAUACUUACAAAUACAUUUGACUUUGGGCA
Alligator mississippiensis (American alligator) is the source of this 2042-nucleotide messenger RNA. It is a transcript of the gene MEIKIN, whose product is annotated as meiotic kinetochore factor. Gene Ontology annotation, cellular component: kinetochore. Gene Ontology annotation, biological process: male meiosis chromosome segregation; female meiosis chromosome segregation; meiotic sister chromatid cohesion, centromeric. The record is from RefSeq and is a predicted model, not a curated record. Bases 101 to 1747 code for a protein of 548 amino acids. Lineage: Eukaryota; Metazoa; Chordata; Crocodylia; Alligatoridae. The transcript has 14 exons.